ACGGUGCAGGGGCCGACCUAAUGCGGCAAGGGCGCCCGCCUGAGCCCCCGUUGCGUUACAGUAUUUUUACAUUCCCGGAGAAACACGUGGAGUUGUUGAUCAUACGUUAGUGUCCCGGAUGUCCUGCCUCUGGGGUCACGUCAACAUGGCGGCGUCCUUAAGUCAAUGCUUUUUUUUUUUUGACUGAAUCUGGCGGAUAUUGAGUAAGAUCUGUGAGAAUGCAGGUGAAGGAUAGUGCAGUGUGGAUUGUGCUAGCUCCGUGAAAGAUGAAAGGAAGAGAAUUCUCUGCAUCACUUGUGGCAGGGGGUUGCGCUGGGAUGUGUGUGGACCUGGUGUUAUAUCCGCUGGACACCGUCAAAACCAGACUGCAGAGUCAAAACGGCUUUUACAAAGCAGGUGGUUUCAGAGGAGUCUACUCUGGAGUCCUUUCAGCUGCUGUGGGGUCUUUUCCUACUGCGGCUGCGUUUUUCGUCACCUAUGAAUGUGUGAAGUCCCUGCUUGGCAGUUCUGAAUCUCCAUAUGUGGCCCCAGUCACACACAUGGUUGCUGCAUCCUUGGGAGAAACAGUAGCUUGUCUAAUACGAGUGCCAUCUGAGGUGGUAAAACAGAGGGCCCAGGCCUGUCCGUCCUCUUCGACUUAUCAAGUGCUGCUUGGGACCCUGCGUGAGGAGGGAGUCAGGGGAUUGUACCGAGGUUACAAGAGUAUGGUUUUGAGAGAGAUUCCCUUCUCACUUGUGCAGUUUCCUUUAUGGGAGUAUUUGAAGAGCCUUUGGUCAUGGAAGCAAGGUCAUGUGCUGUAUCCUUGGCAGGCUGCGCUAUGUGGAGCUUUUGCAGGUGGAGCUGCAGCUUUUGUCACUGCACCUUUGGAUGUAGCAAAGACGAGAAUCAUUUUGGCAAAGGCAGGAACACAAACAGCUAGUGGAAACAUUCUGAGUGUCAUGUAUGAAGUAUGGAGAAGCAGAGGUGUCCCUGGAUUGUUUGCUGGCAGCGUUCCUAGGAUGGCCUCAAUCAGCAUUGGUGGAUUCAUUUUCUUAGGUGGAUAUGAGAAAGUUCGCAGCACCAUGCUGAGAAACGACUGGAUUCCUAACUGAAGCAGCAUCAGCGACUAUGGAAAUCCUAGGUUUGAACUCAUUCCAAGUGUAUAUUUUAUUCAACACUAAAAAAGAUUAAUAAAGCAGAGCUUCAGUUGCAAAAUUGCCGUCGGUGUAAGGUUAAGGGAUCUGGGAAAAGCUAUUCUGACUAUACUCGUGAGGGAUACUGAGAGUUAAAACUGUUUUUUUUGUGCACCUUGGAUUCCCUUUCAAAUGCAAGAAAUGCAACUACUAACUCAUGCAAUGUAACCAUGCAUUUUUCAGUUCAUUAACAUUUUUUUUGUUUUUUAUUCCAAAGAUGUGCAUGUACUUCAUAUGAAUGGUGUAGGUUUGUAUUCUAUCAAAGAUGGAUGGAAUGAAACUGAUUUUAGGGUUUUGCAGCUGCCUCUUCAUUGUCAACUUGCUGAUCAAGUUUCUUUACGAUAGCAGGAAUUUCCUCAAUUAAACUUAAGCAAUGGACGUAAAACAAACUUGAGGUCCUUCCCAAGAGCCUGGCCAUUAAUGUAGCCAAGAACUGACAGAUUUGAGGAGACAAAAGAUGUUCCAAUUUCAUUUAAAUUCACUUGGGAAUGUAUUGUUUUAUUAGUUUUCAAAUUUAACACUGAUUUUAUACCAAGACUGUGUGUGGGGUAUUCUGCUUCAAUUUCUUGUUCUUUAAAAUGUUUUGGAAAAAUGUUGGUAUUUUUCUUAGUAAAUUAAAAGACACAAAACAGACAAAUUCAUAUAUUUUUAUUUUCUAGGCUCCUAUCUGUCAGAUGAGGUGUUUAACUGCCUAGAAUUCCCCAUUUAAUGUAAUACGGCAAAGAAAACAGGUUUAAUGAUACAAAUGAGCCAGGCAGUAUAUUAAAUGUGAUUUUAAUAAAGACACUUCAAUGUCAUGUUAGACACUUCAAUUUUUUACAUUUUCUUAUCAAUGUACAACUGCUUUACCAACGUUCACAUAAAUACCUUUUUACAGAAAA
This is a messenger RNA of Lepisosteus oculatus (spotted gar), 2053 nucleotides long. It is a transcript of the gene slc25a26, whose product is annotated as solute carrier family 25 member 26. Gene Ontology annotation, molecular function: S-adenosyl-L-methionine transmembrane transporter activity. Gene Ontology annotation, cellular component: mitochondrial inner membrane. The record is from RefSeq and is a predicted model, not a curated record. Lineage: Eukaryota; Metazoa; Chordata; Actinopteri; Semionotiformes; Lepisosteidae.